Molecule: messenger RNA, 1839 nt
Organism: Zasmidium cellare ATCC 36951
Lineage: Eukaryota; Fungi; Ascomycota; Dothideomycetes; Mycosphaerellales; Mycosphaerellaceae
Exons: 4
Coding region: 1-1839 (612 amino acids)
Cellular component (GO): cytoplasm
Source: RefSeq, a predicted model, not a curated record
AUGACCGACUCUUUCAAACCCCUCGUCUGCGUCGUCGACUUCAACCACCACCGAGGCCCCGAAGUCGAGCACUGGAUCGGCGCCGAGGGCAGCGAUCCCACCGCCGAGAAUGACUGGCACCUCAUCCCCUACAUGGCCCUCCCCGAUGGGGCGCACCAAAACUCAGAAGAAUUCAGCUACUUCAGUCUGGUACACAAGGCGCGGGCAGGACAAGAUGUGGAACCGACGUCGGUGUUUGGCAUCAGCUGCAUGCACCAGAUCGACAGCGCGGAACUGCUGUUCCGCCCGGAAGAGGUGACGAGGAGUGCCGUGCAGAAGGCGGUGGUGGCUAUCACGGACAAGCCGCAGGAGUUCAGUGCGCUGCGGGAGAAGCUGAGUGCGGUGACGAGCGCGUGGUUUGCGCAGAGGGAUUUUAGGGACAUUGAGAUUCUUCAGCGGUUUCAGGAGAGUUUGGUCAAGGAAGGGAGUAGCCAUGAGGAUGAGAGGGAUCAGUACUUUGGCCUGUCUCUCAGGGAGUUGAUUCACAAGUUCAAGUGGCAGAUACUUGUGCUGUUGAAGUGCAUGUUGCUGCAGAAGAAGAUGCUCUUCUUCGGCUCUAAUUGCGAACGAGUCUGCCAAGUCCAAUUCUCUCUGAUCUCGCUAAUCCCAGGCCUGGUACGCAGUCUCCGCGAUUGCGCAGAUCCCCAGAUGAAUCGCUACGCGGAAUCUUGCACGAGACCCGACUCUGUUCGAACUAGCGACCGAACAUCCUUGCUCGCGUAUGUCGGCCUGCCGCUGCAGCUUUUCGGCAAGUGCUCCAUGUUCGGCCCUUACACGCCGCUACAGCAGCUCGAUAUGAUCACGGAUCUGGAGACGAAGAGCUAUGUCCUUGGCAGCACUAAUAGCUUGCUUUUGCAGCAGAAAGAGCGGUAUUGCGAUUUGUUGGUGAAUUUAGACGAGGAUGCCGUGACUAUACUGUCACCUACGCUUAAAGCGGCGCUUUCGCUGUCAGUGGCGGAUCGCCGUUGGAUCGAUUUCCUUACGCAGGCGGUGAACGAUACGUGGGAUGAGACGGAUCCUUCGAGACCGAGUACGCAUGGAUAUGCUGGGAGCGAGGAGUUCAUUCGACUGCAGUUCGAAGAGUAUCUGAUCGCGCUGAUCUCUGCAACGAAAUAUCACCAAUAUCUGGCCAACCACAGAGACGGCGAUCCGAAGGCUCUACUGGCGGACGUAGAGGGAGAUCCCUCUGCUGAGUUCUCAAAUGCCUUUGUUGAGGCGUGGCAGCAGUCUGAGAACUACAAGUUGUGGAAUCGCACGACAGAUAGCCAGCUCUUCGACAUCGUGGAACCUCGACAUCCUUGCGCCGGCGGCUUGACGAUUGAAGAUGUGCAGAGACGGCUGGCGACGCAGGUAGCUGAGCUGCACCUCGAUGAGCGAUUCAACCAGACACGAGAAGUGGUUGGGAAGAGGCUUGCAGAUGGUCGUGUCCAAGUGACGUCUGCGUUCAACAAAGUAUGGGCUGACAUCGAAGUGAUGCGCGAGGCUCAGCGGAAACGAUCUGAAGAAGCCAGAGCCGCGGCUGCUGCGAACCCUCAACCCGACAAGGGCCAGGCCAAAUUCUCGAAGCCCGAUCUGCAGACGGCGCAAGCAAGUGUUUCGGCGGCAAGCCAAAGAGCUGGCGCGUACUUGAGCUCGUGGGGUUCUUGGGCUGCGGAGAAGAGGAAGAGUGGACUUUGGGGAAAACCAGGUGCAGCUCCGACGAUAUCUGGAGCGGAUGCGGACAGACCUAAGGUCACGACUGUUACUGUGGUUGGGACGACGAGUGGUGUUGAGAAGCCUGAGAAGCAGGCGGGGAUCUGA